Acaromyces ingoldii is the source of this 777-nucleotide messenger RNA. RefSeq lists its product as hypothetical. The transcript is spliced from 2 exons. NCBI's taxonomy places the organism in Eukaryota, Fungi, Basidiomycota, Exobasidiomycetes, Exobasidiales, Cryptobasidiaceae. The record is from RefSeq and is a predicted model, not a curated record. Bases 1 to 777 code for a protein of 258 amino acids. Gene Ontology annotation, molecular function: microtubule plus-end binding. Gene Ontology annotation, biological process: cytoplasmic microtubule organization. Gene Ontology annotation, cellular component: cytoplasm; nucleus; microtubule plus-end.
AUGCCGACAGUGCUCCUCGUUGUCCACUGUCCUACCGUGCCCAUCGUUUCCGAACGGCGCCUUGCCUCGACGAGCGCUCUGUCAGAGGUCUGCGCUCGCAUCGAACUGCUGAGUGGCAUCCCGUCCGACUCUCAGCGACUUUCCCUGUGGUCGGGCCGCACCGAUGACGCGGACGCGAGGCCCGGACUGGUCCACGAUUUUGCCGCGGAUGGUCUCUCUUGCGAGGCGUCAAUGACGCUGGAGCAGUGUGGCGCUCGAGAUGGAAUGGGCCUCAAGGUACUCGACACGCGCGCGAGCGAAAUCAGGCAUCAGUUUGGACAGGAAGAGGAGGAAAAGGUGGAAAAGUACGAGAUGGACGAUGAGGUCUACGCCCAGCGUCAAGACUCGGUCUUGGCUUACAAGCAACGGAUGAAAAUGGGUCGGUUCGGUGAGGCAGCUGCUUCGGCUACUUCGGACGUCAACGAUGUGCCCGACUUGCCAUCAAACGCGCAGCCAGGCGCUCGCUGCCAGGUCAUCGAAGGAGAGAGGCGGGGCACUAUUCGCUUCGUGGGCCCCACCGCUUUUGCUCCAGGCACUUGGAUCGGCAUCGAAUACGACGAGCCAGUGGGGAAAAACGACGGAAGCAUAAAAGGACACCGCUACUUCAGUGCGAAGCCAAGCCACGGCGGCUUCGUCAAGCCGGACAAGGUUGACGUAGGAGCCUUUCCCGUGCGACGCAUUGCGGACAAUGACGACGAUGACGAUGACGACAUUGAUGAUGAUAAUGAUGAAAUGUGA